CACCUCUUCCGGACUCGCUUCUCACUUAAGUUCACGUAACGUGUAAAGGUUGAUGCUCCAUAACUUUGCGAUCAUAACCGUCGAACAACGGAUAAACCUUCAGGCAGCUACUCGUGUGAUGAACAUUGGUUCGUAUGGCAGAAAGAAACAAAGCAACCGCACUUAAGAAUCGCGCGUCUUACGUCUCUUUCUGCGGAUGCAACGCAGACGUCGUUUUUUUUUUACGAAAUGUAUGUCGCUUCGGAGAAAAGCAUCUGCUAAAUGAGUGAAUGUAAAUGAAAGGUGUGAGGAUUCAGAUGGCAUGCGGAGCGAGAUCUUUACGGCGAACGAAGAGCGGCGUCUUAAGAAAUUAGAACGGCGAGACAUCAGUGCUCUUGGGCCCAAAUCGAAGGGACUGAAGUCCUGAGCGGGAGCGUCCAGUCAGGACGCCGCUGGCAGCAGAAACACGAAAUGCGGCAGCAGCAAAAAAUCCCUUGGAGGGUUGAGCCGGGGACGGAGCUGAGAACGAACGCAGUCAUGGCUUCGCGAGAUCUCAUCGGUCUUGACAGGCUCUGGCUGAAAGAGCGAGCUUAAGCAGCGCGGGGAAACCUCAUUACGUCUUUCACGCAACGAUACCAAUAUGCAGUUUAAAAUAUUUACGAGAAUUGCCUAUCUUUUACAAACACGUAAUAAGUGACCGUUAGGCAUGUAAACAGGGUAAAAGCGGAGGCCGAGGUGUUCUGCACGCCGGAUCCCCUGCAUGCGGUCGGGUGUGGAAAUAUCAGUUCCGCUGCGCGAAGGAAAAGGACCGCGUUUCCGCGAGGGACAACCUGGCCCUUUUUUUAAUAUCCGAAGGCAAAUUUUAAACGGCCCAUUUUCGGCAUGUCCCGAAAUGCCCCAUUUCACAGCUUUACGCAACUAAAAAUACCUUCGUUUAAUAUUCGACGAGGUGUCCCUGCUCCUCACAGUGAGUCUUCAGAAGGUACUGUAGCGUAGGCUGUAUGUUUCCGCUGGCCAUUGAUCUCACGUCGCACCCUUUUCUCUACCACCGACGACCCUCAUCCCACCCCACCCAGCUGGAUAAGGGCGAGGCGAGCACUCUGGGGCUGCCGGCUGCUGCCGGCCAUGGCGGUUCCGACAGCAACGUGAGCUUGGAGACUCCCGAGGGCCCCGACCCUCAGCGCGCACGGGCUGCCAUCGAGCACCUGCAGCAGAAGAUCCUGAAGAUCACAGAGCAGAUCCGCGUAGAGCAGGAGGCGCGCGAUGAGAACGUGGCCGAAUACCUAAAGCUGGCCCACAACGCCGACAAGCAACAGGCCGCCCGUAUAAAGCAGGUCUUCGAGAAAAAGAACCAGAAGUCGGCGCAGACCAUCGCUCACCUGCACAAGAAACUUGAGCACAACCACAGGAAGCUGAAGGAGAUCGAGCAGAAUGGACCCUCCCGACAGCCCAAGGAUGUCCUGCGGGACAUGCAGCAGGGCCUGAAGGAUGUCGGGGCCAACGUCCGAGCAGGAAUCACCGGCUUUGGUGGGGGCGUGGUAGAAGGGGUCAAGGGGGGUGUGUCGGCCCUCUCCCACGCAGCCGUGGUCUCCAAGCCCCGGGAGUUUGCCAGCCUGAUCCGCAACAGGUUCGGGAGCGCGGACAACAUCGCCCAGCUGAAGGACACGCUAGAAGAUCCACGGGCCGAAGACUCGCCUCGCGCCCUCAGCGGCAGCGCCACGCUGGUGUCCAGCCCAAAGUACGGCAGCGACGACGAGUGUUCCAGCGCCACCUCCGGCUCCGCUGGUGGCAGCAACUCUGGGCCAGGCGGAAUGGCUGGCCUGGGUCCCGGUGGAGGAAGCCCUAAGGCCAGCGCAGUUGAUGGCCACCACCAUCACCAUAUACACAGCUCUUGGGACGGCCUGCUAGAAGAACUGGGCGAAAUCAAGGCCAGCCAGGCACACCUGGAGGACGCUCUGGAGGACAUGAAGACGCAGCUACAGAGCGACUACUCCUACAUGACGCAGUGCCUCCAAGAGGAGAGAUACAGGUACGAGCGCCUAGAGGAGCAGCUCAACGACCUGACGGAAUUGCACCAGAAUGAAAUGACCAACCUGAAGCAGGAGCUGGCCAGCAUGGAGGAGAAGGUGGCCUACCAGUCAUAUGAGAGAGCCAGAGACAUACAGGAGGCGGUCGAGUCAUGCCUGACGAGGAUCACCAAGCUCGAGCUCCAGCAGCAGCAGCAGCAGGUGGUGCAGCUGGAGGGGGUGGAGAAUGCCAACGCGCGGGCUCUGCUGGGCAAGCUCAUCAACGUCAUCCUGGCCAUCAUGGCCGUGCUGCUAGUAUUCGUGUCCACGCUGGCCAACUUCAUCACGCCGCUGAUGAAGACCCGCGAACGCAUGGCCGCCACCGUGCUGGCGGCGCUGCUGCUCGUCCUGCUCUGGAAGCACUGGGACUUCCUGGCCGCGUGGCUGCCUCCCAGCUGAGAGCCCCGCCCAGCUCCGGUCCUCCUCGUCCCGGCGGGUAGGGGUAGCGUUGUGCCAAAAGACUACCGCGAAGGGGGACUGCCCGCUCCUUUCAGUGCCCUAGCCGCCAGUCAUCCAUGGUUUGGAGAGCUGUCCACCUUUGUCACAAGACCGAAGACGCAGCGUAUGGCAAAUGAUUUCCGAAAACGGAGACUUCCUUCAAGCUGCCUUUGUACGAAGUGCCCCGCGGCAGGCGAAUCGAACGGGGCGCUAGACACGGCAGCGUGACUCACUGGUGGGGAGUUACCGACGGUGUUGGGCUCCAGCAUCACAGAGGGCGGGAGGGGGGGUGGACGAAACAACACGGCCGCGCGUCAGCCUGCCGAAGAAACGAGCGACAUCUUCCACUAGUGACAUCCGAUCCACCGUGAUUUUUCCGACGCCCUUUACUUCGGUUACCAGCUCGACCGCUUGCGUUUCAACACAUUCGUUUAAUUCUUGUCAAAGCCGCGCACUACGCUUGGCCCAGGGAAAAAUCGACAACAAUUCAUUCGUUAGUUGCUCCGAAGAUAAACGGAAAGCCGACAGGGUACCGACUGCACUUCUUUCCUUUUGUACCGGGGUCAUAAGCAACGAGGGUUGGGGCAUUUUCAGCGUAAGGGAAAUGUUUCAACGUCACAGUUGCAUACCUCGUUUUUGUCUGGGAGGAGUCUCUCAUACAUUAAUCAUUACAACUAAUUUUAAAACGUGUGCAAUUCGCCAGUAAGAUGUCGCACAGAACACAAAGAUCAUAUAAUAAGUUUAUGCGCAAAUUCAGCAUAGCUAUGUUUCUUGAUUUAGGGCACUUCCGCAAUAUAACGGGUCAUUUCGACUUUUCAGAUAUUAGCGCAGUUUAGCAAAAUUCCACGUGUUCUGAGCAAAUACAUUGAGAAAUGUUCAUCGUUACAGUCCAUCGGAUUUGGGAUAAUGUGAGAUCAAAGUCAGCAACUCAUAAUGUUCCAUAAAUACAGGUAGAUUGAUUAUUAUUUCAAAAAACUAAUCUCAUGCAGUGCGUUCUAGUCUAAACUCGGCGUUCCCCAGUUGCGGGGGGUACCAUACUAUUACCUUAAUUAGAGCUGAUGAGCAGAAACAUUAGAGGACGUCUGUUUGGGAGAGGAGUCUGAUGGGACAGUUUUUCUGCAGCGGGUGUAACGGAGAGGAAAAGCGCAAAAGUUGAAAUCGACAAGCUCACUUAAAAAGCAGCUGCAGCAGAAACAUCUAGAAGCCGAAGCCGUGAAAACGGCUUCCGAGGGGGAGCCUUCGGGGGAGAGGAACCGCAGAGCGAACCUGAUUCGGGCAGCGAUUCGUAGCAGGAGUACGCAAAGGCCGCAGCGGCUUUGUAAACGCUGCCUUCCUCUCCCGCGGUGAUCGGCUCCUUUCGCCGUUACCGCAGUCGCUAGGACAGCGAGAGCUCCGGCAAAACGUUCGUAUUAGACAUCGCGAAAGACGACGAAAGGUCCGAUCUGCUUUUGGAGUUUAAACGACAUUUGUAAUACCGAAUCAGAAGGGCCGCUAUAAGACGCGAAAAUAAGACACGUACAAUAGGUUCUAGGCCGUGUGAGAAAGAGAGCUGGGUUCAAAAUGCAUAAAAUCCAGUCUUGUUGCCCAUUACUGUUAUGUCAUUCUUGGAGGCAAAACAAACUGGACAUCAUCCAAGAAGCGAAGGCAGCACAAGUCUAAACCGAUAUGGAAAGGAAGCGCUCGAGGUGCGCAAGCUCGACUCGAAGCCAAGCGUUGGUUCACAUCCACGUGCGGAUGCUUUGUAGAAGCGAGAGGAUAAUGACGGUAAGAGCCAGGUAACGCUCAGGUGAAAUGUACAUAGGAAAAGGGUGAAGGUUUGUGGAAAAACUUGGAAACGUUGCAAGUGUUGUGCUUGCAGGGUAGACACGGGCUGUUCCGUUACCCGGUCAGUACUUACACCCGGCCACGUUCAAGCACCUUGAUUUGGGUUUUAACCAUAGGAUAAGACAACUGAAUGUAGCAGAAGGAAGAACAUCUGAAGUUCUUCUGUGGGAUCAAGCGAACGCUAUGAGCACCCAGCACAAAGGCCACACCGGUGGGUUUUACUUGAACAGGAUUUCCAGUACAUAGGUAUUGUGUCCCAAAACAUAAUUCCCAUUAACUUGAGACACACAGCUGUCAGUGAUAUUCCUCUUUUAUUUGUGCCGCUGUUAGAAAAGACAUUAAUUCUGUCAAUCGUCCAGCUCGUAUCCAUGGAGGAAUAACUUGCUAGCUACUCUAGGCAACUUGGAAAAAAAAGAAAAAAAAAAAAAAAAUUAAUUGCUGGAAGCAUCUAACAAUUGAUGGAGAGUUAACAGUAUGAUUGCUUAACCUGCCUGGUCUGACUGGUUGCAUUUCAAGUGCUAAAAUGGGCUUUUUUUUUUUUUUUUUUUUUUUAAAUUUUGUUUCCAGUAAAUUCCCUUUUCCAUCAGCAGCUUUGCGUACUUGUGAUGAGAAAAUUCAGCAAAAAGUUAUUUGCUACUUGUCAUUUAUAUGCCCCAAACUGCAAUUUUAAGUUCAGCAAUGAAGCUCUGACGUUGCAAACCUGAGCAAGACACUUAAAACGAAUCUCUGUAAAAAUGGGUGAAACUGUAUGCAUGCGUAAUUUUCUAUAAAAGCACCAGCUAGGAAAGAAAGGAACCGUUACAGUUACACUUUUAAAUAUAGUAGCAAAUGAAGCUUAUUGACCAAAAGGGAUCUUUUUAUAUAUAUAUUUUUGGUAAAUGAUCUUUUGCAAAUCUAGAGAUAUCCAAACAUUUCUAUCGCACAAAGGAUGUUGCAUUUCUGUCGUGCUUUAAACCGUACGCGUUACUUGAAAAAUUUAUACGACAGCGGAACUGCAUGGAAAAUCGACUGUUUUAUUCUGUCUAAACUAAUACGAAUUUUAAAUUUCUGGCACAUGUUAACACACUGUAUUUGGACAUAUUUAUUCUCAUGCAUUAACAUAUUUAAAGUUUUCGUUAAACCUAUUUAGCCUAUAUGUUGUAUCUGACAGAGGAUGACCAGGAAGCCUCUUGCCUAUAAUUUUUCAUUACAUGCUUCGUUGUUUCAUGAGCAAAAAAUGUUGCAAUUUUGUUUUUUUUUUAAUUGCUUAAAUUGUUUUCAUACCUUUUGCUAUGGAAAUGACCAAUUUACUGUAUGGACUGAGGCGGUGUUCUUACCACCAGCGUCACCUAGUGGAGGAACGUCAAAGUGCUUUCCCCUCCCAUUUCUUAAAUUUUGCUCUGAAAUCUGAGUUUCAGAUACUGCAGCCCAUUAAGCACUUACAAAUUAAACAGACUUUUUUGCUUAAGGAAAUAAUAUCCGUUUAUGGAAAGUUUGCAGAAGGGUGACCAAUGUACAACAAAGGGCUCCAACUAUUAGCUGGUCUCGCUGAGCGAAGGAGGACAGGUAUUCUGUGCCAAAUCAGUGCGCUUCCCAAAUGCCCCUGCAGGCCUUGCAAGACAUUCAGAAAGAACGGGGUUAUUCUGUGCCAAAUCAACAAGAGCUUCCCUCUUUUCUUGUGUUAUGGAUGACAAAUGUGUUUCAAUAAACUGCAGCAAAUACCCCAAGUCUUUAACCUCUCUUUUUUAUGA
Scleropages formosus (Asian bonytongue) is the source of this 6037-nucleotide messenger RNA. It is a transcript of the gene tmcc2, whose product is annotated as transmembrane and coiled-coil domain family 2. Gene Ontology annotation, biological process: amyloid precursor protein metabolic process. The record is from RefSeq and is a predicted model, not a curated record. Gene Ontology annotation, cellular component: endomembrane system. The transcript is spliced from 4 exons. Lineage: Eukaryota; Metazoa; Chordata; Actinopteri; Osteoglossiformes; Osteoglossidae. Bases 981 to 2444 code for a protein of 487 amino acids.